CUUUCCGAAAGAUAUUGAGUGAUUAAACACAUACGAGAUAUACUUGCAAUGAAUGAACUGUAUUGGAGCAGCCUCCCGGGACUGCCCAAAAAACUAAAAUGGCCUGUGAAGGUUACAGACUGGGGUGGGGGUGGGGACAUUAUAACGGUCUACUGCCGAAGUGAUGAUGCAGUUUGCUCUUAAAAAUAGAAAGGGAACGCUACAGGCAUUUAAAGAUGACAUCAAAUGGGCACAAGAUGACAUCAAAUGGGCACAAGGUUCAGGAAAUGAGGAACGUCCCUGUAAGAGUAUCCCUGAACGUGAACUCCACUCUGAAUCAGAGUUUGAGCCUGAGCCGGAACAAGAGCAAGACCCUGCAUCAGACCAUGUAUCCAACUCUGGCAGUUCAGGGAAUGAGGAACCUCCCUGUAAGAGUAUACCUGAACGUGAACUCCACUCUGAAUCAGAGUUUGAGUCUGAGCCGGAACAAAAGCAAGACCCUGCAUCAGACCAUGUAUCCAACUCUGGCACAGUACCUCAUUUAGACGUCUAUGAACGGUUUGCUGAGAAUUUACUAGGAUCCAUCUUAGCACAAGGCCUGGCUGGGGCCUCCAGGCACGUUCACGACAAAGAAUCCAGCACAGCUACAGGUUCAGGGAAUGAGGAACCUCCCUGUAAGGGUAUCCCUGAACGUGAACUCCACUCUGAAUCAGAGUUUGAGCCUGAGCCGGAACAAGAGCAAGACCCUGCAUCAGACCAUGUAUCCAACUCUGGCAGUUCGGAAAAUGAGGGACCUCCUUGUAAGAGUAUACCUGAACGUGAACUCCACUCUGAAUCAGAGUUUGAGCCUGAGCCGGAACAAGAGCAAGACCCUGCAUCAGACCAUGUAUCAAACUGUGGCAGUUCAGGGAAUGAGGAACCUCCCUGUAAGGGUAUCCCUGAACGUGAACUCCACUCUGAAUCAGAGUUUGAGCCUGAGCGGGAACAAGAGCAAGACCCUGCAUCAGACCAUGUAUCCAACUCUGGCAGUUCGGAAAAUGAGGGACCUCCUUGUAAGAGUAUCCCUGAACGUGAACUCCACUCUGAAUCAGAGUUUGAGCCUGAGCCGGAACAAGAGCAAGACCCUGCAUCAGACCAUGUAUCCAACUCUGGCAGUUCAGCAGGCGAGGAACAUAGUGACAUGGAGCAGGGCAGCGAUAAUAGUGAUGAUGAUGCAGGAUACUCUAAAGCUAAGAAAAGGGGGGAGGUAACAGAUAAUGACAUUUUGAGGGACUCUGAAUACCCAGAAAUAUAUAUCAGAAAGCAAUUAAAGAAAGCAAACUCAGUAAGUGGACAAGCAUAUAAGAAGAAACAUUCCAGAGUUUACAACAACUACCAUGCAUGUUACUAUUGUAAAGAGUUGUUCUUGCACAUUCCUGUUCACAUGAAAACACACAGGAAUAUAUCGGAAGUCAGACAUGAACUAAAGAAAACCCAGCCAGACUUUUCAUCCCUCAGAAAGUUGGGUGAUGACCAACACAACAGGGAUGUUGUUAAUCAGAAAAAGGGAGAGCUGAUUAUUGCACGAAAAUCUAAUGAGAAAACAUUGGACAUCACCAAGUAUGGGCCAUGUGUGAAUUGUAGAGAAUGGAUGCUUUUAUCGGGAUUGAAGAAGCAUUUCAGAACAUGUGCAAAGGGAGAGAAAAGAGGGAUGGGAAAGAAAGAUCUUGUGAUCACCGCUCAAAUAUUAGCUGGUCAUGUUGUAGGAAAACCGUCCAAAAUGAUGUUGGAGGAAGUUUAUAGAAUCAUGAAGGACGAUGAAUGCUCUAGGACUGCCAAAAAUGACGUUCUCAUUCUAAGUCUUGGGGAAAGUUGGCUGCGUCGAAACAUAGACAACAAUGACAAGAGAAAGUACUACGCCAGCGGACGUAUGAGGCUUUGUGCCAGAUUGCUGAUUGCCCUUAAAGCUCAACAACUGCAAACUAAAUCAGAGGAGAAUGAAGUCACUUGUGAGACUAUGUGGGACUUCCUAAUGCCUUCAAAGUUUGAUGACUUUGUAACUGCUUCUCUAGCUGUUAGUAUGCCGCAUAUGGAUGAUAUGGAGGAUUUGAGAGCGCCUUCAAAUGCAAUCAAGCUCAAAUAUGACAUUAGAAGACUUCUAAAUGCAAAGUAUGCAUAUCUGCUGAGGGCAAGUGAUGUGGUUUCCAAUGAAAUAAAACAAUGUAAACGCUUCCUGAAAUUAAUGGAAAUUGAAUGGGGUGAAAGGGUUACAAAAGUAGCAAGAACAGUUCUCCAGACAAGAAGACUGACAGAAACAAAGGAGGUACCAGCCCCUGAUGAUGUGGAGAAAUUAACAAGACAUCUUGUAAAUGAACUUGAGAACACGAAAAUGACCCCAGAGAAUUAUGCGAGAAUAGUCCAACUCUGCCAGACCAGACUUCUGUUGUUUAACAAGCGGCGCUCUGGAGAACUAGAGGUCUUGAACCUCCAAAGCUACCUACAGAGAAGCAGCAGUCUAAGCGACUUGGACGAGUCCAUCUCAAAAGACCUUACGGAAGUUGAGAAACACCUUCUCAAAACCCAAGAUCUUGUGAUGAUUAGAGGAAAGCGGGGGGCAGCCGUGCCAGUCAUAGUACCACAGGAUGCCAAUAAACCACUGGAAUUUAUCACAAAUGCGGAAGUUAGAGAGGCUGCAGGGGUGCAGAGAUGCAACAAAUACCUGUUUGCAAACAGAGGUACCCAGUAUGUGCGUGCAUACGACAGCCUUAAAAGUGUAUGUGAUGAAGUAACAUUGAAGGCACCUGCCAGAAUAACUAGUGUUUCGAUGAGGAAAUACAUGGCAACACUAACACAACUCAUGGGUCUAGAUAAGUACCAGUUGGAUUGGGUAUGCAAGCACCUAGGCCAUACAAAGUCAGUCCACAACACAGCAUACAGACAGAUGUCUGGCAUGGUAGAAAGGGUCUACAUCUCAAAGCUUCUGAUGAUACAGGAUCUGAAUUUAACAGGAAAGUUUAAAGGAAAAAACUUGGAGGACAUUGAUGUAUCCGAACUGCUAGCUGAGCAUCAAAGUAUGAACCAAGAGCCUGAUGCAGUCGCAGAGUCAGAUGCAGUGAACUGUAAUGACAUCGCAACACCUAUAGAAUACAACAGUGGAAGUGAUGUUGAAACAGGGGAAAACGAAUUGUCUUCAGAUGACAGUGAAGAUGACACCCCGCCUAAGAAGAGAAGGCGUGUGGUCAAAACCAACACAAGACAAAAAUGGAGUGUAGACGAAGUUGCUGAAAUAAAGGAGUAUUUUAAGACUUAUUUGGAUUCUGGCAUAACACCUAGAAACAAAGAAGUACAGUUGGCCAUGGCAAAAAGCAGGAAGAACAACGGCAUUCUUUGGAUGAGAAAAACACAUCUCAUUAUUAAGAAGAUCAGCAACUUGAACAAAGACAAACGAUAAAUGUCUGUUAUCCAUUGUUUCCAUUCAUAGGGUAUCAACAUUUACUGUGAUUUUAUGCCCAUCUGUGUCUGUGAAACAUUUCUAGUUUCAAAUUUGAAAUACAAGCCACUUGAAGCAUAGAAGGCUUAAGAAAAACAGCCAUAUGGACUAGCUUAUAUCCAGAUUUGUUACACAUUUUUUUUUAUGCUUUUAAUUUCUAUAACAUUUAAGUGUGCACUUAAUUUUACUGUUGUCUAUGUAUUGUCAUUUGAUAUUGAGACAUAUUGGAAAUUAUAAACUUAUUGUGAAAGGUAGACCUAUCAGAAAUUACACUAUUUAUGAUAACAUACAAAACACGCAAUAAUGCUUAAAAACAAUAAUCCUUUAACGCAUUUUUUCAUAUCAAAACUAUCGAGAUAAUUUAAACUUUAUAUAGAGAAAAUGGGUUAGUGUUGUUGUUGACAACAACCGAAUAAGUUAAGUUUUUGAUGUUAUUUACUAAAUUUUUCAAUUGCUUAAAUAUAAUUUUUGUAUAAUAUUCAUUUAAAGUGAUAAAUCGUUUGAUUCUUUCUUAUAGCUGAACCUAUGGUUCUGCAGUCAAGCACUGUGUCACUUAACCAGGGAGGAUUGAUUGAAAUAGAUUAAGAGUUAACACAUUUAUAUUACUGAUAAAAAAAUGCUCACAAUUUAAACAAACAUGAUAUAAAAGCAGGAAGCUUUUUUUCUUUAAAAAAUAUAAUUUAUUGUAUAAUAUUCAUUUAAAGUGACAAAUCGUUUGAUUCUUUCUUAAAGCUGAACCUAUGGUUCUGCAGUCAAGCACUUUUUCACUUAACCAGGGAGGAUUGAUUGAAAUAGAUUAAGAGUUAACACAUUUAUAUUACUGAUAAAAAAAAUGCUCAAAAUGUAAACAAACAUGAUAUAAAAGCAGGCAGCUUUUUUUUCUUCAAUUUUUUUUUUCAAAUUAUUUGAAUUUAUACUGGGGGACAUGUUUUGCCCUGACUGUUGGUUUGUUUGUUUGUUG
Messenger RNA from Dreissena polymorpha, 4409 nucleotides. RefSeq lists its product as uncharacterized. Lineage: Eukaryota; Metazoa; Mollusca; Bivalvia; Myida; Dreissenidae. The transcript is spliced from 17 exons. Bases 164 to 3409 code for a protein of 1081 amino acids. The record is from RefSeq and is a predicted model, not a curated record.